UCCUCGUUUUAUCCCCUUGGCCUUGCUCUCCUCCCCACCCUUCCCCUUGCUCCCCCCUCCCCCGCUCCGCGGCCUUCUCGAGAGGCCGCACCCCAGCCCCACGCGCUUUGCCUCCCCCGGCGACUGGCGGCGAGUGCAUCCCAACGAAAGCGUCGUGGUCGGCCGACGCUUAGUGGGUUGGGGAAAUGGGGAUGGGGAUCGCGGAGAUGGCUCUCCACACCAUGCCGGGGGCAUUCGCCGGUCGCUCCCCGGCAUCCAAUUUGUUCCUCGGGACUGACGCAAGGAGGGGGAAGAGGAAUACCAAUUCAGUGCCCAACUCCAGGGCACUGCAAGGCCUCCUAAAGAUCCCGGGGUUGAGGUCUGUUCGGCAACAGUGCCAGCGGAUCGAUGACCUUGCGAGGGUUACAGAGGGGAACGGGACUUGGGUCAAGGAUGCGGUGAACAAGGCCAGCCAGGUUUUUGGCGACGCGACCUUGCAGGGUCACGCUGUAGGUGGUGAUGGGAGUUUAAAUGGGGGUGCUGUCAAGCCUCCACCUCAGAGGUGGAAGGUGUCAUCGAUUGAGGAUGAGGCUUGGGAGCUUUUGCAGGAGUCGAUGGUUCACUAUUGUGGCAGUCCUGUUGGGACGAUUGCUGCCAACGAUCCAAAUGAUAGUGAUCCGGUGAAUUAUGAUCAGGUGUUUAUUCGGGACUUCAUACCAUCUGGCAUUGCUUUUCUAUUGAAAGGGGAAUAUGAAAUCGUGCGCAAUUUCAUUCUACACACCCUUCAGCUUCAGAGCUGGGAGAAGACAAUGGACUGCCAUAGUCCAGGUCAAGGCUUAAUGCCUGCCAGCUUCAAAGUGCGGACAAUCCCACUUGAUGGCGAUGAUGAUGCAACUGAGGAGGUCUUGGAUCCUGAUUUUGGGGAGGCUGCAAUAGGCCGUGUGGCACCUGUUGAUUCAGGUCUGUGGUGGAUCAUAUUGCUUAGGGCAUAUGGAAAAUGUUCAGGGGAUCUGUCAGUACAGGAGAGAAUUGAUGUCCAAACUGGAAUGAAAAUGAUUUUGAAGCUUUGUUUAGCUGAUGGUUUCGACAUGUUCCCUACGUUACUCGUAACUGAUGGUUCAUGCAUGAUUGAUCGUCGAAUGGGAAUCCAUGGACAUCCACUUGAAAUUCAGGCACUGUUCUAUUCAGCUCUCUUGUGUGCGCGAGAGAUGUUGACCCCAGAAGAUGGAUCAGCUGACUUAAUCCGCGCCCUAAAUAACAGGCUUAUUGCACUGUCCUUUCAUAUCAGGGAGUACUAUUGGGUUGACAUGAAAAAAUUGAAUGAGAUAUAUCGAUAUAAAACAGAAGAAUAUUCUUAUGAUGCUGUCAACAAGUUUAACAUAUACCCUGAUCAGAUUUCUCCAUGGCUUGUUGAAUGGAUACCUCCUAAAGGGGGUUACUUUAUUGGAAACCUGCAGCCAGCUCACAUGGACUUCCGGUUCUUUUCACUAGGAAAUUUAUGGUCAAUAGUAAGCAGCUUGGCAACAACUCAUCAAUCCCAUGCCAUUUUAGAUCUAAUUGAAUCUAAAUGGUCUGAUUUAGUGGCAGAGAUGCCACUUAAGAUAUGUUAUCCUGCUCUUGAGAACCAGGAAUGGAAAAUCAUCACUGGAAGUGACCCUAAAAACACGCCUUGGUCGUACCAUAAUGCAGGAUCUUGGCCAACGUUAUUGUGGCAGCUCACAGUGGCAUGUAUCAAGAUGAACAGACCAGAUAUUGCCGCAAAAGCUAUAGAGGUAGCUGAGAGGCGUAUUGCUACAGACAAAUGGCCUGAAUACUACGACACCAAGCGAGCACGCCUCAUUGGGAAACAGUCCCGGCUGUACCAAACGUGGUCUAUUGCUGGGUACCUAGUAGCCAAGCUACUAAUUGAAAAACCUGAUGCUGCUAGGAUUCUGUGGAACGAUGAGGAUGCAGAAAUUCUCAAUGCUUUGAGCACAAACAAAAAACGGGGCAAGAAGGUGUUGAAGAAAACAUUCAUUGUGUGAAUUCUCACAGCAAAUUCCAUUAAAUUACCUAAGGUAGCAUUUUAGUUAUAGGAAGUGUCUUUCCUGUAUAUAUGUAACUUACAACAGGUUGUGUUUUUGAUGGGGAGGGGUGCCUGUUGUUGGAUGCUAUUAUUGUGGAUGCAUCUGGCUUUGCAAGGAAGCACUUGCUUGAGCAUUCCUUGAUUGUAUACCAUUCAACACUUUUUUGUAAACUAGACCUGCCUCAUGUAGUUUAUUAUACUCUUCAUUUGACAUGA
Messenger RNA from Phragmites australis (common reed), 2260 nucleotides. Its product is annotated as neutral/alkaline invertase 3, chloroplastic. The transcript has 7 exons. Gene Ontology annotation, biological process: sucrose catabolic process. Lineage: Eukaryota; Viridiplantae; Streptophyta; Magnoliopsida; Poales; Poaceae. Gene Ontology annotation, cellular component: chloroplast. Bases 186 to 2003 code for a protein of 605 amino acids. Gene Ontology annotation, molecular function: endo-alpha-N-acetylgalactosaminidase activity; sucrose alpha-glucosidase activity. The record is from RefSeq and is a predicted model, not a curated record.